Molecule: messenger RNA, 528 nt
Organism: Ostertagia ostertagi
Lineage: Eukaryota; Metazoa; Nematoda; Chromadorea; Rhabditida; Trichostrongylidae
Source: the annotation of a GenBank genome assembly
AUGCUCAAAUGUACGCAAGGCUGGGCCAAAGCAAAUGACCCGGGAGCUAUCGGAACGUCUAAAAAACCACAAAAGAGGGAAAACAAGACUACAAAGAAACAAAAUGAUCACCGAACCACUGAAAAAAAGGUUACAAAACAUCUAACGACUCAUCACGAUACCACACGACAUUCUACACAUCCGACGUCCCAUGUCAUCACAACUGUGCAAACUAGCGGUCCAACCAGUCCGAUUGAAAAGACGACGGCAACUGCGGCCACAGAUGAGGAAACGUCCGCUGAAACGAAGGCUGAUACAGCAUUGAGAAAAGAAGUUACUUUUACUGCUGUACCGGUACAAAACGCAUCGGAAUCAGGUGCUUUUGAUGAAAUUAAAGAACAACCACAAAUUGAUAUUCCUGAUGAAGAAGAUACGAAACGUCAAAAAACGACUAUGUUCCUGAUCAUUAUGGGAGUGCUCGCGAUCGCUCACGUCUGCCUCAUCUCACUCCUUAUUCUCUCAUGCCGAUGCUACGUUGACACGCCGUAA